Callorhinchus milii (elephant shark) is the source of this 3167-nucleotide messenger RNA. RefSeq names its product chromobox protein homolog 5. Gene Ontology annotation, biological process: chromatin organization; negative regulation of transcription by RNA polymerase II. Gene Ontology annotation, cellular component: nucleus; pericentric heterochromatin. Gene Ontology annotation, molecular function: chromatin binding. The record is from RefSeq and is a predicted model, not a curated record. The transcript is spliced from 5 exons. Lineage: Eukaryota; Metazoa; Chordata; Chondrichthyes; Chimaeriformes; Callorhinchidae. Bases 176 to 742 code for a protein of 188 amino acids.
GAGCGCGCGCGCGCGAGAGAGAGAGAGAGAGAGAGAGCCUCUUCUCGCUCCGGUAGCGGAUUUUCACCCCUUUCGAGGAGUAGGAGGAGGAGGAAGAAGAAGAAAAAAGGAGAGGAGGAAGAAAAAAAAAGGAAUCUUUGAGUCCAGUUAUCUUUGGCAGACUCUCUCUUACACAAUGGGAAGAAAGGUGAAGAGAAAAUCGGAUGACAUUUCCUCGGAUGAGGAGGAGGAGUAUGUGGUAGAGAAAGUUCUGGACAGGCGAGUGGUGAAAGGCCGAGUGGAAUUCCUGCUGAAGUGGAAAGGUUUCUCUGAGGACGACAACACAUGGGAGCCGGAGAAGAACUUGGACUGUCCUGAGCUGAUUGGCGAAUUUCUGAAAACCUACAACAAAGGAAAGGAGAAUGGCACGGGUUCAAAAGAUAAGCCGGAGAGCCUGAAGCGUAAAUCUACAAUCCUGAACGGCAGUGAAGAGAUCAAGUCCAAGAGAAAGAAAGAGGAUGACAGUGCCAGGGGUUUUGACAGAGACUUGGAGCCAGAGAAGAUUAUCGGAGCCACUGAUUCCUGUGGCGAGUUGAUGUUUUUAAUGAAGUGGAAGGAUUCUGACGAGGCAGACCUGGUGUUAGCGAAAGAGGCCAAUGUGAAAUGCCCCCAGAUCGUGAUCGCCUUCUACGAGGAGCGGCUGACGUGGCAUGCCUACCCAGCGGAAGACGAGGAAAAGAAAGAAGAGGCCGAGGCGAGCUAGAGACUCCGCAGCCCAAUGUCCGACUGUUACAUGCCACCUGAACCGCGUUUACACAGGCAUCUCAAUCAGUAAGCGCCAACUCCAGUGUGAGCUUCGGGGUGGGGGGGUGGGAGGUGGGGGGAAUGAUCCACACUUAGCUUCUCUUGUAAUAGACUCGGACCUCUGACUUCACGAAGACCGAAUCCACAUCACCAACAAACUGACUGCUUUAAUCCCCUCAAUCCAACCCAACCUUUUCUCUUUUUUUUUUAACUAACUUUGCUCGAUGCUGUGUAUAAAAGUGAGUGGGCGGUUGCUUAAUCCUGACUGGUCCUAGUUUAUUUUUUUAACACGACAUACCUUGGCGUCUUUCCUUUUUUUUUUGUCGUUUUCGAUCUUGCGAGAAGGGCGAAUGUAUUCCCAUUGUGAGAGAGCGUCCUGAUCACAGAAAGGGCAAUCUCUCUGCUAGUGGUACGGUGAGGCAGAUUGGGAGCUCGAUGGACGUUCAAUCAGUCCUUCAGUAGCACAUCUAUGUGCUGUGCAGCAAGGUAGAGUUAGUUUGUUUCAGUAACCUGACCUGAGGAAUGAAAGAACCAGCCAGACUCUCUGGAAAUAACUGCACCUCAGUGUGUUGCCUGCCAUUCGCUGCUGCAGUUGUGUAGUAUGUAAAUCUUUAUUUUUUAUUUCUCACUCAUCUACAAAAAGAAAUCUAUUACAGCAGGGUAACAACUGGUCUUUUUACUUCUGUUCUGGGAAGUAUGGUGGGUAUCUGCAGAAUGCUAAGCCCUACCUAGCAACCCCCCACCCCCCCCACCCCACUCUUCUCUCCUACUUCCAUCUGUUUUGUUAGUGAUAACCUGAAGUCACACUGGAGUCGCAAUGUCCUUUUUUUUUCUGGGUGUGUGGGGGCGGGGGUAGGAAAAGAAGGGAUGCCAUAUUUGCCUGUGUAAAUGUGUUUUGGGCAGAGCAGAUGAUGUAUUCACUCCCAUUUGUACUUUUACAGAGCUGUAAAAUCCCUUCACCGGCUGUCCAAAGGUGUGUGUGUGUGCGAGAGAGAGAGAGUGUGUGUGUGUGCGAGAGAGAGAGUGUGUGUGUGUGUGUGAAACUCCUUCGCCUAUUGGUAAUGUUCUGCCCGGAGGGAGGCACUUGUUUAUCGGUUCCUCCUCCGCCUCCUCCUCUGAAUAUUUUAUAUUGACAUCACGCUCGUUUCAGAACAAAUGGCAGAAAAUAAUGUGGAGUUUUACAAAAAAAUAUUGCUGGAAAUCAAUCCAAGGAGUUCAGACAGGUUAUAUCAUUCGAGAUGUGUUUUCAUGCAAACCUGUUCUUUGGAAGGUCUGUCGGUGAAGGUGACUUAAAACAGAACCACGUGAUUAGUGUUUUUUUCUUUCUCUCUUUGUCGUUGACCUGUGUUCCUCAUUGGCCAGUGGACAAUAGCAGGGUCUCUUCCCCCCACCCUCCCACCGUGCCCCUGGCCCCCACACACACGUCUGUCUGCUUCUGUUCCGUUUCUUUUCCUCCUACCCCCCGCCCCCCCACACCCUUCCUGGGGCUGAUGGACUGAUUCAUUAAUCAGCAUUUUGAUGGUUUUGUAUUAUGCUGCAGCUCGGCCAAAGGGAAACAUAUAGUCUCUUUGAUGUGCAAUCUUGAGCAAAGUCCAGAUUCCCUGUCUCCACAUUACCUUUAUACUCCCUUGCAAUCUUAAAACUGCCUUGCUUCAAGUGAACACGUCCCAGCUUGAAAUGACAGCACCAAAUGGUUUCAGAGUCUUUGAGGUUGUUCCCAGGAGCUUUACUCGUGUGGGACAGAGAGAGAGGCCCCAAAUCCCACCUCGUCUUUAAAGUUUAUGAAAAUUUUUAACUUCAGUCUCGAUUUGAAAGCCAGUUUUCUGCAGUUCUCUUUUUAAAAAAUACACCGAUGAAGACGCGAUCCACCAUUUUUUUUUGUUUGGGAUUCUGCGCCUUCUAGAAUUUUUACAACAAAACGGGCACCCGGGGCUAAGAGCUGAUGGAAUUUCAGGACUUUAGAAACUGCCCUCCAGAAAGUGGGGGGGUGGGGGGGGGGGAGAGGACUAUCUUUUUUGGCUGAAGGCUGCUUUGAUUUUCAGCGUUGAUCAGGUUUGUUCUCCCAAGAAGAAAAAAUCGACCAUGUUUCUUUUUCCCUUUAGUGAUCAUUAACCUGAUGUAUUGGGAGCUGGCUCUUGUUCAGUGUGUCCUCUUUACAUUGUGAUGGGAACCGCUGAACUCAUGUGAUUUGGAUGAAGUGCAAAGAACCGCACAUUUCUCCCCCGCUCCUUCCCAUUGUAUUUGCAAGUGCCACUGCGCUGUACAUAUCCUCAUCAGACAGACAGACUGUGUCUCUUGUGGUCUAUAUAGCCCCUUUGCUUAUAAUGCUGUCUCCACCGUGAGACAGUUCAAUUCAAUUUUAAUAAACUUUAAACUUGUUGGUU